AUGGGAACUCGGCUCCGUGUUCUUUGGGAUGACUUCAAUGCUAUGAGCCGUAGUGGUUUCAGGCCAUCACGCACUGCAUCCGGUAAAGUGGAUAUGGGGAAUCACAGAUCGUUGGGUCAAUUGAGCGUAAUUCACAAUGUUAAGCGCCGGGAAUGCUUGCUUACCAUGCUUCAAGCUUUCAACGAAGAAAGUUUGACGCCGUAUCCGGUCAAAACCCCUGUACCGGCAGGACAAAUCGUUCACUCGAGAGUCGCAGAGCACUUUAUUAAUCCAUUUGGAUCUGAUUACCCGCAUUCAGUCGCCCGCAUUCCUCAGACUGGGAAGUUACCUAAAUACAUUCUUAUAUUGACUGUCAAAAAAGAUCGUCUCGAAAUUUCUUGGCUUCUUCGCAGUUCAUUAACAUUAGAAGUCCCCGAGGUCCCCGGGUGGGUUCGAUUCUCUCGUGCGAGAACAAAUUAUCAUUGCCCAUAA
This is a messenger RNA of Botrytis fragariae, 471 nucleotides long. RefSeq lists its product as uncharacterized. NCBI's taxonomy places the organism in Eukaryota, Fungi, Ascomycota, Leotiomycetes, Helotiales, Sclerotiniaceae. The record is from RefSeq and is a predicted model, not a curated record. Bases 1 to 471 code for a protein of 156 amino acids. The transcript has 3 exons.